Messenger RNA from Talaromyces proteolyticus, 1487 nucleotides. Its product is annotated as SUR7/PalI family-domain-containing protein. Gene Ontology annotation, cellular component: membrane raft; plasma membrane; cell cortex. The transcript is spliced from 4 exons. Gene Ontology annotation, biological process: septin cytoskeleton organization; endocytosis; cortical actin cytoskeleton organization. The record is from RefSeq and is a predicted model, not a curated record. NCBI's taxonomy places the organism in Eukaryota, Fungi, Ascomycota, Eurotiomycetes, Eurotiales, Trichocomaceae. Bases 348 to 1079 code for a protein of 243 amino acids.
GAGUUGGCCUGGUGUCUGCUCGUGCAGCGCUCGACUAAUCCGCAUGCGGAGCUCCACAUAAGGUUGGGCACUAGGCCCCUAAUAGGGGAUAGCGCCGCCCUAGCUCCAGUGCGUCAGUGCCUACGUCAUUGAAAGACUUAAAAUUGUGGUGCCAGUUCCUCAUGUGAACUCAUAUACUUAAUGUGCUAGCCACAAUUCCCAGCCUGUCGUUGCUGCCCAUCCUCUACAGCCGUGCAUUCGUCAAUUGAGAUCGACCAUAGGUCAACUCCCUCCCUCCUUCCUCUUCUCUUAAACUCCCAUCGCAGCCAAGACAGAAGACGCGACGGAAUCUGCAGUACGAAUUCACCAUGGCAGCUGGAAGACCAAUACUCAGCUUUCUGGCUCUGUUUUUCACUGCUGGAGCUAUGCUGCUCAUGUUUUUGACGCUUCUGGGCGGUGUGACCAAUCAUACACCCUUGAAUAAUAUCUACUUCCUGCAAGUCGACAGCUCGAGUAUUCCUGGAGCUCCAACUACCUCACGAUGGACCUUUUGGAAUCUGUGUGCCGUUCGAAACGGGAGGAGCCAGUGCGGAUCUUCACACCCAUGCUUCCCUUUUGACCCCCGAACUCGCGCAAUUUCGGCACCGAUCACAAACCACUAUUGGUUGAUGUCACGGUUCAUGUUCCCCUUUAUCAUCAUCUCGCUGUUCUUUGCUACCUGCUCUCUGUUUCUGGGAUUCGUGGCGAUUUGCACACGCAUUGGAAGCUAUCUCUCGAGCCUUCUAACAUGGCUUGCAUGGCUGUUCCAGGUAAUCACAACUUCGUUGAUGACAGCCUGUUUCGUGCAAGGACGUAACCAUUUCAACUCAGCUAGCGAGCCCGCAACUCUUGGAAGCAAAGCGUUUGGCUUCAUGUGGGCUGCCGUCGCCUGUCUGACCAUCUCGGCGGUCUUGUAUUGCAUGGGCGGUUCCCGAGGUAAGAGCGAAGAUGGCUACAGCGGUCGCGAGACACGACGACGCGGAUUCUUCGCUUCAAGACAGUCCAGCACCAAGUCUCGAGGAAGUUUCAGGAACGGGACCGAACGCAAGGAUUUCGCCUAAGUGAUCCUGAAUCAGCAGUUCUCUUGCGGAUCUUCUGGAUCUAUACAAAAAAAGACAUCUCAGAAGUUGAUUAUCAUGAAGCUUCGUCUUCCGAUAUUUACAAACACCCUUUUAGUCGCCUACAUAUUUCGAUGCUUAUACAACACCGAAAGCUACCGUCACUCUUUAUGAAAUUACGAGUAAUUAAUGUCUUGUCUUUAAUAUGUCGAUUUUCAGUGAAACUACGACAUCCUAUGAUACUCACUGCCUAAUGAGAAGUGAGUUGGGGGAAGUAUUUACAAUUUUACUGUACUAUGAUUGUUAGAUGUGUCAAGAUUCAUUAUCUGUACACUAAUCUGAGCCUUCAAAUAAUUGAUGUUUUUCAUUCAGUUCCAUAGUUAUAGCUCAAUGUUAAUUAUCAAAUAAUAU